Molecule: messenger RNA, 2078 nt
Organism: Pygocentrus nattereri (red-bellied piranha)
Lineage: Eukaryota; Metazoa; Chordata; Actinopteri; Characiformes; Serrasalmidae
Gene: wrnip1
Product: WRN helicase interacting protein 1
Exons: 7
Coding region: 197-1867 (556 amino acids)
Biological process (GO): DNA-templated DNA replication; regulation of DNA repair; DNA repair
Cellular component (GO): nucleus
Molecular function (GO): ATP hydrolysis activity; enzyme activator activity; DNA binding
Source: RefSeq, a predicted model, not a curated record
CCUUUUGAGUUCGCGACCUCCGAACAACGUCACUCCACAUGUGCCUGUUUACAUUUUGUGGACGAGUGUUCAGAGAAACUGCGCCGAAAGUGGAAUUUAUACGACGAAAACCUGUUACUUCAUUUUAAAAAACCAAAACUGCGUCUAAAUAAAUAAAUAAACCGAAUCUUAUGCGAAGCUGAACUGCGCUGGAGACAUGGCGGGAAAGACGGAGACGGGGGUCGUGAAGUGCCCGGUGUGUUCGGGGGAUUUUGAGCCCAGCAGGAUUAACUCACACCUGGAUGAGUGUCUGCUGGACCACCAGACCCCGAGCAGUGAAAACACGCCGCCCGCCAAGAAAGCUCGAGUCAGCGAUGAAGCUGGAAGCUCAGGAGGGGCAGGAGGGGUGAAGACCGAGAGAGCCGCUGGCGUGUUUUCACUCUUUCACACCAAAACUGCAGAAGCUAAAGCGACUGAGAGUGAAAAGGAGCCAAAUACGACCACGACCUCCUCCUCCUCCUCCUCCACCACCUCAGCCAUGAGGCGGGAGUCCUUGCUGAACACAGACAAACCGCUGGCGGAGCAGCUCAGGCCGACCACCCUGGAGGAGUACUUUGGGCAGAAUAAAGUGGUGGGAGAGCAGACUCUGCUGAGGUCUCUGCUGCAGUCCCAGGAGAUCCCAUCUCUGAUCUUCUGGGGACCUCCAGGAUGUGGCAAGACGACCCUGGCCCAUAUCAUUGCCAGCUCCAGUAAAAAGAAGGGAACAGCACGCUUUGUGACUCUCUCUGCCACUAGUGCUUCAACUAACGAUGUGCGAGAGGUCAUUAAACAGGCCCAGAACGAGCUCCGCCUCUGCAAGAGGAAAACGAUCCUGUUUAUUGAUGAGAUACACCGUUUUAAUAAAUCCCAGCAGGACACGUUUCUGCCUCACGUGGAGUGCGGGACGAUCACACUAAUCGGGGCCACCACCGAGAACCCCUCGUUUCAGGUGAACAGCGCCCUGCUGAGCCGCUGCAGAGUGCUGGUACUGGAGAAGCUGUCUGUGGCUGCGAUGGGCUUGAUCCUGCACCGGGCUGUGGAUUCGCUCGGGCUGCGUGUGCUGCCGGACGAUGCUGUGGCACAAAAGCACCUAACUUCUUCAGAUCGAUGCUCAGAGCCUCAGGUGUGGAUUGAGCAGAAAGCCCUGGACACCAUUGCUCACCUGUGUGACGGAGACGCUCGAGCGGGGCUCAACGGGCUGCAGCUGGCCGUGCAGGCGUGUGUGGCCAAAGCCCGCAACACAAACACACACAUACUUCAGCCCAUCGUGGUCCAAGAGGUGCACAUCAAAGAAGGCCUGCAGAGAUCACACAUCCUCUACGACAAGGCAGGUGAGGAGCACUACAACUGUAUCUCAGCCUUACACAAGUCUAUGAGGGGCUCAGACAAGAACGCUGCCCUCUACUGGCUGGGCCGGAUGUUGGAAGGAGGUGAAGACCCGCUGUACGUGGCACGCAGGCUGGUCCGAUUCGCGAGUGAGGAUGUGGGUUUGGCUGAUCCAGCAGCGCUCCCUCAGGCUGUGGCUGCUUUCCAGGCCUGCCACUUCAUCGGCAUGCCUGAAUGCGAGGUGAUCUUGGCCCAGUGUGUGGUCUACCUGGCCAGAGCUCCAAAGUCUGUAGAGGUAUACAUGGCUUAUAACAACGUUAAGACCUGUCUGAGGAACCACAAAGGUCCCUUACCUCCAGUUCCCCUUCACAUUCGCAAUGCCCCAACCAAGUUAAUGAAGGAACUAGGCUAUGCUAAAGGCUACAAAUACAACCCAGCAUUUAACGGGCCAGUGGACCAGGAAUACCUCCCCGAGGAACUCCGUGGAAUCAACUUUUUCACCUGGAAACCUACUGAUCUUUGAUCUCUCACCUUUUGUAGGUGCUUCUUCUAUGCUUUUGCCAUUUAUAAUCAAGCAGUUUGCACUUCAAUUGAAUGUCCUUCCACAUUCUGUGAUCAGAUUAAGUUUGCGUGGAUCUGGUCCUGCUGUCCAGCCUUGUUCUGUAACCAACAUGCUGUAAAGUUUAUGUCAGAAAUCAUAAUUAAAACAUAUCUACCAGUUUUUUCCUUUUUGA